Messenger RNA from Zychaea mexicana, 1389 nucleotides. RefSeq lists its product as uncharacterized. Gene Ontology annotation, molecular function: potassium ion transmembrane transporter activity. Gene Ontology annotation, biological process: potassium ion transmembrane transport. Bases 1 to 1389 code for a protein of 462 amino acids. Gene Ontology annotation, cellular component: plasma membrane. The record is from RefSeq and is a predicted model, not a curated record. The transcript is spliced from 6 exons. Lineage: Eukaryota; Fungi; Mucoromycota; Mucoromycetes; Mucorales; Lichtheimiaceae.
AUGGCUGGCCAUGCGGCCAAACGUGCUAGUCGUUUGAUCCAGGAACGAACAAACGACUUUAUAAAAUCACAAUCAGGUCCAAAAUGGAAGCGUGAACUUGUCCCCGAUCACAAGUGGGACUAUAUCGACGUGGAAGAAUUCCGCAAGCACUCAUGCUAUGUAGGCUUAAGAUACCUGUUACUAUACUGCGCGAUCAUAUUGUCCGCUCUCGCCUACUUUGCCGAUUUAUGGACUGCAGGUCUCUUACUCUCCGACACAUGGUCGUUAGCAGAAGAGCCAAAGAUCCCAUUCUACAUUAGUAAAUGGAUUUUCGUCGCAUGUAUCAUUCUUUCUUUCCUGCUACUCGCUUGGGACGUGUACAAAUGCCGGGCCGUACUAGCAACGCGCGAUAUCUCGCUUGGAGCAACCAACACCAUGGCGUAUCGUUAUUAUUCAGUUCGGAACUAUGCAAAGUUCUGCUUGUUUCGCAAGAUCAACGACUCCAGAAAGGCCAGCGACACAUGUGCGUUUUUUGUUUUCUACACUCUGAAAGGUUGGAAGAAGCUCUUGUUUGCUCAAGGUCCUCGUCAGAUCAUUGCCGGUGUGACACUUUAUGCCAUGUUGCGCUCAGCUUGGACAGCCCAAGGUGGUGGAUUCCAAAUCAGUUCCGACUGGGAAGUCUAUGGUAAAAACUGGCAGCAGCGUGUCGCAUUGAUCUCCAUGAGCUUCACAUGUAUUCUUUGGAUCUUGUCCAUGUUGGAAUUACUUGCUGCCAUUAUUCUGUAUAUUCCCGUGUUCUGUCAGAUCCAAGGCAAUCUAAAGGAGUACUGCUGUCAUAAAAUAGAUAAGCGCAUCGCUGAACUACUUGAAAAGCAACGACGAAAACGGAUGCGAGACCAAGAAAGACGACUUGCCAAAAAGAAUGGUGGCAGUAAAAAUGGCAAGAACAACUACAACAACAGUGCAAAGAAAGGCGGUGACGAGUAUCAAGACAUUUACGACGAAAAUCUACCUUUGCGAUCCGCUGCCGCACCGCCUUCGUUAAGCGACCAGUACAUAGAUGCAAAGAGCGAGAUGGCACCUGUAUAUCACAACGGUUAUCCGGCAUCACCGCGAAGGCCUGCUUAUCAGCAGGAUCCAUAUUCUCACUAUCCCAACGACCAUCAGUCGGGCUAUUUUGAGAUGCAAUCCUACCGUUCUCCAGCUCCUCCAUCAGCACCAACACCAGCUUUGACCCCUCAAUGGAGCAUUUCUACACCUUCCAGCUACCAUACGACACCUCAUACUCCCAUGACCCCCGCACAGCAUCAUUACAGCCCCAAUCAAGCAGCCGGUCCUGCUCCGCCACUGCCGAGAGCUCCGUAUGGAGACGGUGGCUAUCAGCGAAACAACAGCAAUUCAUAUUUCUAG